AUGGCCUGCCCUCUCACUGUCUCCAAGUUUGUCGGCACCGUGUCGCUCGGCUUGCUGACGGGCCUCUCAUACUCCACCGCUGCCAUCACGGUCCCCUCUCUUAAGCUCUUGUCCACCUCGGCCACCGCCUCCCGCUGCUUCAAUGAGGUGAAGCGCCUCAACCGCAAGCAUGUGCUGCGACUGUCCAGCCUCGCCAACACCUGCCUUCUUUUUGCAUAUGCCGCCUCACCGCCACGCCGAAAGCACCCGUUUCUAGUGUUGAUGUGUGCGGUCUCCACCGUCGGCUCUUUUGGCCUGGAUCUUUGGUUCAACCGACACAUGGGCCUCAAGAACUGGUUCUUCAGCGUCGUCCAGGAUACGACCUGUGUGCGCUUGAGCACGGCAGCCUCGACCAAGAAAGAUGAAGACUUGGUGGUUGUGGAGGCUGAGGACGCGAAUGGUGAGAGUGUGCAGCGUGAAAUGGACAAGGAGCGCCGUCUGCAGCGCGCCCGGGCCUGGCUGUCUGGGCUGGCUUUUUCGAUGGGAGUCGUGGGCCUGUGGGGGGACAAGAAGUGA
Molecule: messenger RNA, 555 nt
Organism: Penicillium canariense
Lineage: Eukaryota; Fungi; Ascomycota; Eurotiomycetes; Eurotiales; Aspergillaceae
Exons: 2
Coding region: 1-555 (184 amino acids)
Biological process (GO): autophagy of mitochondrion
Cellular component (GO): mitochondrion
Source: RefSeq, a predicted model, not a curated record